Rubroshorea leprosula is the source of this 1721-nucleotide messenger RNA. The record is from the annotation of a GenBank genome assembly. NCBI's taxonomy places the organism in Eukaryota, Viridiplantae, Streptophyta, Magnoliopsida, Malvales, Dipterocarpaceae.
GAGCAACACAUAGAAACUCAGAUUCAUUCUUGUGAAAAAACUGAACUCGGAUUCAAUUCAAUUUAAAUUUGUUGAAUCUAAUCGAAAUCUUUGUUUUUUGGGUUUUCUUUAUUUCGUUUGAUUUGUUUGUAAACAAGUGGAAGAGAUAAGGAUGCAAACCAAUGGUUCUGAAUCGCAGCCGCAAAAACUGCAGGAGCAGGGUCAACGGCAGCAGCAGCAGCCACAGACGCAGUGGGUGGCGAUGCAGUAUCCGGCGGCGGCGAUGGUAAUGCAGCACCAGAUGAUUCCACCUCAGCAUUUCGUUCCUCCACCACCUCAGCACUACAUGCCUUACCCGCAGUACCAGCACCAUCCCGGCCUCCACGUGCAACAUCCUCAGCCGCAGCAGCAGCAGCAGCAGCAGCAGCAGUCUCAGGGAUCUAGCAGCGAGAAUAAGACAAUCUGGGUUGGGGACUUGCAUCACUGGAUGGACGAGAACUAUCUCCAUGGCUGCUUUGCUUCCACCGGAGAGAUUGUGUCCCUUAAGGUUAUUCGCAAUAAGCACACUGGUUUAUCAGAAGGCUAUGGUUUUGUGGAGUUUUUUACACAUGCAACGGCUGAAAAAGUUCUGCAGAACUAUGGUGGCAUUUUGAUGCCUAAUACAGACCAACCCUUUCGUCUUAAUUGGGCAACUUUUAGCACAGGAGAAAAGCGUUCAGAAAAUGGUCCUGAUCUUUCCAUCUUUGUAGGAGAUUUAGCAGCAGAUGUUACUGAUAGCUUGUUGCAUGAAACUUUUGCCAGUAAAUAUACUUCUGUUAAAGCUGCAAAAGUUGUAAUUGAUGCCAAUACCGGUCGAUCAAAAGGCUAUGGUUUUGUGAGGUUUGGAGAUGAUAAUGAAAGGACACAGGCCAUGACAGAAAUGAAUGGUGUAGUUUGUUUGAGCAGGCCUAUGCGCAUUGGUCCUGCAACACCCAGGAAGUCAUCUGGAUAUCAACAAGGUGGAUAUAUGUCAAAUGGUGGUUCAGCUCAACCUGAUGCAGUUUCUUCAAACACUACAAUAUUUGUUGGAGGGCUUGAUCCUAAUGUUACUGAUGAAGAGCUGAGGCAAUCUUUCUCUCAAUAUGGUGAAAUAGUCUCUAUUAAAAUACCUACCGGAAAAGGAUGUGGAUUUGUACAAUUCGCGAACAGGAAAAAUGCUGAGGAGGCAUUAGAGAAGUUGAAUGGUGCAGUAAUUGGUAAGCAGACAGUACGUCUUUCUUGGGGUCGCAAUCCUGCAAAUAAGCAGUUUAGAGCUGAUUUUGGAAACCAGUGGGGCGGACCUUACUAUGGAGGGCAGGUCUAUGAUGGUUACGGGUAUGCAUUACCACAGCCUCACGACCCAAGCAUGUAUGCCGCUGCUGCUGCAGGGUACGGGGCUUACCCUAUCUAUGGCAGCCACCAAAAGCAAGUAAGCUGAUCUAAUGGAAGGAGGAUCUAGUAGCUCGAGUAACCCACACUAGAGGAGGCAAAUCUGCCUUGCUUGUCGCUGCAUAGCUCACUUGGGUUGUGUAGAAUUGUUAUAAAUCCCUCGUACUGUGGAGUGGAACUGAAUUUUGACUACUGAAGUAAUCUCUAGGGAGAUUGGAUUCAUUAUUUGUUUAAUUUAUUAGGAUUAUAAGGGAACUAGACCUUAGUCCACACUAUCUGCAGUUUUAUCUUUAUUUUUUAAAUAUUUUUAAUAAUUAUAAAUUUUUAUAGUAAUA